UUGCUUCCUUGCUCCAAAGUAAUGAACAUUUUCCAAAUAAGAUAUGACCUAAAGGUCUAUGUUACCAGGUCAUAAAAUUAAAAAAAACCUGCUUCCUUUCCUGUCAAUGUCAAACAAAAGUGAUUAUUUUCGAUACUUGCCUACUUCUGCGUGAUAUUUUAAAUUUUUUGCUUUAAUUACCUUAAGUAUAUAUUAAAUUGUAACUAAACUAUCAUGUCUUCAUAUCAAAUAUAUUCAUUAUUACGUAAGUGGAAGAAAAAAUGAAAAGUAAAUCAUGUUAGGUGAUAUUCAACUGACAAAGCGUUUAAUAGUUAUUGCAUUGGUUCUUAGCGUUAUUUUAAUUUUGAAAGAGUACGUAUUCGACUUUUCAAUAUGAGUCAGUCUCGGGUGGCAUAUUUUUACAAUGCGGACGUAGGAAAUUUCCACUAUGGUCCUGGUCAUCCAAUGAAGCCACAUAGGCUAGCAGUGACACAUAGUCUUGUGUUACAUUAUGGUCUUCAUAAGAAAAUGCAGAUAUACAAACCUUACCAGGCCAACGCACAUGAUAUGUGCCGGUUUCACAGUGAAGAUUACAUAGAAUUCUUGCAAAAUGUCACACCACAGAAUAUUCAAACAUAUUCUAAAGACUUACUUCACUACAAUGUAGGUGAUGAUUGUCCAGUAUUUGAAGGUCUGUUUGAUUUCUGCUCAAUGUACACCGGUGCAUCUUUAGAAGGUGCCAUGAAGUUAAACAAUAAUGUAUGCGAUAUUGCAAUUAAUUGGUCUGGUGGAUUACAUCAUGCAAAGAAAUUUGAACCUUCCGGUUUCUGCUAUGUAAAUGAUAUUGUUAUAGCAAUAUUAGAAUUACUAAAGCACCAUCCUCGUGUAUUAUACAUUGAUAUUGAUGUCCAUCAUGGAGACGGAGUGCAAGAAGCAUUCUAUUUAACUGAUAGGGUGAUGACAGUUAGCUUCCAUAAGUAUGGAAACUAUUUCUUCCCGGGUACAGGAGAUAUGUAUGAAAUUGGAGCGGAAAGUGGAAGAUAUUUCUCCGUAAAUGUACCAUUGAAGGAAGGUAUAGAUGAUCAGAGUUAUGUACAAGUAUUCAAACCUGUGAUAUCAAAUGUGAUGGAGUUUUACCGUCCUACUGCUAUAGUAUUACAAUGUGGGGCUGAUUCCCUAGCAGGAGAUCGUCUCGGUUGCUUCUCGUUGUCCACAAGAGGUCACGGUGAAUGUGUCAAGUUUGUGAAAAAUUUAAAUGUACCUACAUUAGUUGUAGGUGGAGGAGGCUAUACAUUGAGAAAUGUUGCCAGAUGUUGGACGUAUGAAACCUCAUUGUUGGUUGAUGAGAAUAUAUCAAAUGAACUACCAUAUACAGAGUAUUUGGAGUUCUUUGCGCCAGAUUUUCAGUUGCAUCCUGAAAUCACCAGGCCUGAUAACACAACAAAUGCGAACAGCAAGCAAUAUUUGGAGGCCAUCACUAAGUAUGUGUAUGACAACCUAAAAAUGUGUCAACAUUCCCCUGCUGUUCAGAUGUCACAUAUACCAGGUGAUUUCUUCCCAGAAGAUUAUAAAAUCAAAGAAGAACCGGAUCCAGAUGUUAAGAUGACUCAAGAUGAAAUAGAUAAAUUUGUAGAGCCCAAGAAUGAGUUUUACGAAGAUGAUAAGGAUAACGAGAAGGAGACAGUUGUAGAGAAGAAGGAACCAUAGCAUACGGCCGAUUUGACUGAUCCUUUAGUCAUUUGACACAUAAAGGGAUACAAAAGAUACAGACAUUUGUUUAUGUAACCUCUUUAGUGUGGUGAUAGUUUAGUGAUUAGUGCAAUCGUUCAAAGUGAAGUGUAGUGACAACAUUAUCUGACCUGGCGAUACACUGUCAAUGUGGUUAGUAUUCAGAAAAUAUAUAAUACCUGCUAAGCAUCGGUUUCUGAGACUAAAAUCUCUGUACAAAAUAUAUCGUCAUCGCUUACAUGAUCUUUGACAAAACAGAAAUAACAAUAUGUUUUAAAUGGAGAUUUUGGUCUCAAAAAUUCACAGUUAUGCAUACCCGUGAGUAUGACAAGUUGUAGUACUUUUUUAUUCUAUUAGGAGAUGCUAGCAUCUAUAGUAAUUUAUAGUCAAACAAGGAUAUGUAUUCCAGUGAUAUGCCCUGCUAUUGUCGUUAGUUCUGUCAGAAAAUAUGUAAAACCUACAGGGGAAUAGAAAAUGGCAUAAAAUAAAAAAUUAUAUGACAGCUGCAGUAUGAAAAGGACUACGUGAUACGUUUUUGACAUUGACAGGAGGGCGCUAGUGUGCUGUCUCAAUUUAGUUUGACUUACGCCUAUUGGGUUAGAUAUCCUUGUCAGUCUAUAUUUUAUUUUAGCUCACCAGGUCAAAUAAGUUUUUGACUAUACCAAGAGAAAGGAUAACUGGCAAUACAAAAAAAAAAUAAUUUACAAUUGAAAAGCAACAAGAAAGUAUUACGAAAAUGAUAUUUAAUUAUUAACUUUUGCAUGAAAUCGUCUGAAAUUUUAAUGAUUGUUGCUCUGGUUUCUACACUCAGCAAGUCAAUAAGCUAUCACCAUUUAGAUAUAAGUUUUUACAAUAGAAAUAGGUAAAUAGGCAUAAUUAUUGAAACUUUUAUUAUUUUAACAACAUUGUAUCAUUUAAAUAUGGCAACAUUAUUAUUGCGACAAUUUUAGACCUAUUAUUUUUAAUUUUAUAUCUAAUUUUUAUAGAUUAGGAAACAAUCCAAUGCAUUCAAUUUCAAUAAUAUUUUAUUUUUUAAUUUCAUGACUUAUUUUACU
This is a messenger RNA of Papilio xuthus (Asian swallowtail), 2762 nucleotides long. RefSeq names its product histone deacetylase 3 (gene HDAC3). Gene Ontology annotation, molecular function: histone deacetylase activity. Lineage: Eukaryota; Metazoa; Arthropoda; Insecta; Lepidoptera; Papilionidae. The coding region runs from base 373 to 1686 and encodes 437 amino acids. The record is from RefSeq and is a predicted model, not a curated record. Gene Ontology annotation, biological process: epigenetic regulation of gene expression. The transcript has 7 exons.